AUGGCAACACCAGCACUGGUUUCAAUUGUACAGCCAGAGCAGCAACAAGGUGACCCAGAAGCUGUUCCAAGCACUACUAGUUCUAGUGCAUGGAAGUCUUCAGGAUCUGUUGGUCCAUUUUUUGCUGUGAUGUCUGUGCUUGUAAUUGUGGCUGUUCUUUCUUGCUAUUUGGGUCGGAAGUGGAAUCGAAGGCCGAAAACCCCGUUGGAGAGUAUCAGAGGGAGAGGGUUUUUUGGGUGGCUCAAGCGCGUGUGUCGGGAACGUAUUGGCAAUGAUGUUGAAGUUGGGGGUGUUGGGGCGAAGGUCAUGGUUUGUGAUGACCAUGACGAAAUUGAUCAUUGUAAGGUCGCAGAUGGUGAAGUUGCUCAGCAAAACAUAACCCAAGUUUGA
This is a messenger RNA of Sphenostylis stenocarpa, 390 nucleotides long. Lineage: Eukaryota; Viridiplantae; Streptophyta; Magnoliopsida; Fabales; Fabaceae. The record is from the annotation of a GenBank genome assembly.